Molecule: messenger RNA, 2981 nt
Organism: Vicia villosa (hairy vetch)
Lineage: Eukaryota; Viridiplantae; Streptophyta; Magnoliopsida; Fabales; Fabaceae
Product: zinc finger BED domain-containing protein RICESLEEPER 2-like
Exons: 7
Coding region: 331-2616 (761 amino acids)
Molecular function (GO): DNA binding; protein dimerization activity
Source: RefSeq, a predicted model, not a curated record
AAAGCAGCGCUGUGUUCCUUCCAUUCCUUCUGCCUCUUUGUUACUUCUAAACCCUAGAAGAAAAAACCAUUGUGUAACCGUAACAAUGCCUCCAUCACCGCCUUCACCCCCAAAUUGAAACAAUCCACGUCGUGUCUCCCUCAACGAUUCAUCCAUUUCAUCCACGGAACAAUGAGCUACUGCUACAUACUUGUUUCAAACUCACUUCACUGAACGAUAAGUUUUCAUCCUCAACGAUAAGUUGUAAUCGUUGUUUUCAAACAGGUUUGUGUUUGGAUUUGCUCAUAAUUAUUCUGAUUUAUUGUUAUUUUCUCUGACUUGUUCUUCUCAAUGGAUUAUAAUAUAUUUCGUUCUCGUUACCACUUUUGUCACACAGGAGAAAGGUUUUGUCUGAGUUCAGUUAUUGUGUUGGAGCUACUAUUAAGUGUUGCUGAGAAUUCUCUUAAGAGAGUUGAAGAAGGUAUGGCUGAGAGUUCAGCUAUGGAGCAAGACACUCUAACAGCAACAACACCCAUUGAGCCAACCGCAAAUCUUCCUCCUAUUGGCCGGAAGAAAAGAAGAGCUAAUGCAAAUGCUAUUAGAAAGAGGUCUGAGGUAUGGGACCACUUUAACCUUAUUCCUAAUAGUGAUCCCGCUACUGCGGCAUGUAAGUAUUGUCAUCAGAAGUACAUGUGUGACUCUAAGAAACAUGGAACGUCAAACUUAAAGAGUCAUAUGAAAACAUGUCCUAAGUAUCCGCUGAACUUGUCAACCGACUCUACCCAAACUGUAUUGACAUAUUCAACAACUCAAGGAGGUGUUUUGGUCCAAACAUCCUCUCGGUUUGAUCCUUUAGGUUGUAGAAAGGGGCUGGCUUACUUUAUCAUUUUAGAUGAGAAGCCAUUUAUUACCGUUGAAGGAGAGGGAUUCAAGUACUUUUGUAACCAAAUGCAGCCCCAAUUUACUAUACCAUCUAGGAGAACCAUUGCUAGGGAUUGUUUUCAGAUAUAUCUUGAUGAGAAAGUGAGGUUGAGAGCGUUAUUUAAGUCUGAUUGUAGUAGGGUGGCAAUUACCACAGAUUGUUGGACUUCAGUUCAAAAUCUUAACUACUUAACCCUCACUGCCCAUUUUAUAGAUAGAGAUUGGAAAUACCAAAAAAGGAUCAUUAGUUUUACGGUUAUCCCAAAUCACCGAGGUAAAACAGUUGGUAAGAAGGUUGAGGAUGUGUUGAAGGAGUGGGGGCUGAGAAACGUUUCAACUAUCACGGUGAAUAACGCGGCAUCAAAUGAUGUUGCUGUUAAGUAUUUAGAGCAGAAAAUAAGAAACAUGAACGGACUUUUGUUGGAUGGAUUUGGGUUUCACAUGAGGUGUUGUGCUCAUAUACUGAAUUUGGUCGUGAGAGAUGGAUUAAAAGUAGCUAGCACCUCAAUUUCAAAUGUUAGAAAUGCAAUUAGGUUUGUAAGAUCUUCACCCCAUAGAGCUUUAAAGUUCAAUGAAUGUGUGGGUUAUGCCGGGAUUACAUGCAAGAAGUCGGUAUGUCUUGAUGUUUCAACUCGAUGGAACUCGACAUAUUUGAUGUUAGAGGCGGCUGAGAAGUUUAAAACUGCUUUUGAUAAGCUAGAAGAUAUGGAUGAAGACUAUAGGGAAUUCUUUGAUGGUGGUGAUUCUCCCCCAAGUAGUGAAGAUUGGGAUAAUGUUAGGGUCUUUGUUAAGUUUUUGAAGAAUUACUAUGAAGCGACGAAUGUGUUUUCUGUUUCCACCAAAGCGAGCUUGCAUACAGCCUUUCCUUUCUUGGCUGAUAUUUACGUCGAGCUUAAGCAAUUAAACAUGGACCUUAAUGGGCUGUUUGCUAAUGUAGUUAGGGACAUGUUGGAUAAGUUUAAGAAAUACUGGAUUGAUAUCACUAAGAUGAACCAACUCCUCUAUUUCGGUGUUAUUUUUGAUCCCCGGUAUAAGUUAAGAUUUGUGGACUGGUGCUUUAAUGAUAUGUAUGGACAAUCUUCAGAAACUAAGAAAUCCUUAUUAGAAGAGAUCAAUAAUAAUCUCUCAAAGAUUUUUAUGGUUUACAAACAAGCCUAUGACAAUGCUGAAGGUUCUGUCCCGUCUAUGGCAGCCAUUGUUUCUCAUGGUGAAACCGCUGCCACCGUCGAAGUAACAGCACGUGUAGCUAGACAAAAUGCAUUUCAGCAACAUUUGCAGUCUAUGGAUUCGGUUGAAGAGGAAACUGAGCUACAAAGCUAUUUAAAAGAUAAGUGUAUAAGUUUUAGUGAAAAGGAUAAAGAUAAGUUUGACAUUCUAUGUUGGUGGAAACAUAAUGUUACUAAAUAUCCAGUUCUGUCCCAAAUUGUUAGAGAUAUAAUGCCUACACCGGUUUCAACUGUGGCUUCUGAGAGUGCUUUUAGCACGGGUGGGAGGGUUUUAGAGGUAUAUAGAAGCUCUCUCAAACCUGAAAUGGCCGAGGCUCUUAUAUGUGCUCAAAACUGGUUGAGGCCUUCCUUAUAUCAAUUCAAAGACUCCGAAUUUAACGAAGACUAUGAGAUUUCUGAAGAUGUUUUAGAAGGAUUUAAUGAAAUUUCAGUUGGGAGCGGAGCUCCGUUAUCCUCUUCAACUCAGUCACAGCCUUCUGGCUGUGCGUGAAACAAAGCAAGUUGCUUAAUUUUUUGGAGUCAUAAAUGACUCGUAUUUUUGAAGCGACGCAUAACACAACCAGCCCCAUUUUGAAAUGAUUUUGAAGCGAUGCACACUUUUGAAGAAGACAAUGAAAGAAAAUGGUAUGACAAUGUGAAUCAAGUUUCUGCUCAGUGCCUCUAUUGUUGAGAUAUGGAAAGUAUCAUUGGCUGCAUCUUAACCAGUUCAGUAUAUAACUCAACUCAACUCAAAGAAAUAGCUCGGAGAAUUAGUGGAAGUAUCAUUGGCUGCAUCUCAACCAGUGCUUCUUUUUAUCCUUUCAGUACUUCUUUUUGAGGACACUAUUGCGGAUAGCUUUCCCUUUGCAGGCAAGA